Messenger RNA from Dentiscutata erythropus, 1296 nucleotides. The record is from the annotation of a GenBank genome assembly. Lineage: Eukaryota; Fungi; Glomeromycota; Glomeromycetes; Diversisporales; Gigasporaceae.
AUGCUGUCCGAGGAUAUCAGUUCACUUAAAGAAGAAAAUGCCAGACUUAUGGAUAAGAUUAUUGGGCUUGAGGCAAGGAAUGUCAAGCUUGAGAAUGAGAAUAUGAAGCUGAGGACCGAAUUCAAAAGUAGAAUCGAAGAGUUGGAGAAGAGUAGGUCAGAUAUUGCUGGCGAGAAUGCUAGACGUGAUGAUGCAAUUGCAGAGCUUAAGGCUGAAGUAUUAAAAUUAAGGGAUGACAAUGAGGAGAACAAACAAGCCCAAGAUAUCUCUCCCGAGGAAGUUAACAAUGUGCCUAACCUCUUUGUAGAUCAUCCUAGUAACGACAGCCCUUCACCUUGUGAAGAAGAUAGAAAGACUGAGGAAUUCUUAGAUUCAGUGCAGAAGAAAAGUGUUAGUGAUGGGAUAAGGUUGAGAAAGCGGGAGGAAAAGCUUCAAAAACAAGACUUAACUUCAGAUGAUAAAAGAUCUCUACAGAAGAAAAAUCAGAGGGAAAAAUUUAUUCAGGAAGUGUCUUCAGACCUGAUACAGAGUGAUACUGACCUAGCCAAGCAACAACUGGUUACACUAUCUUCAACUUCAAGCCCAUGCAAGCAGGCAGAUUCCUCGAGCUUUGCGCAUUUAUACGAAAAACUUCGCGAUGCUGAGGACUUUGCUGAUCGUGCGGUCCAAGAAGCUAUUAUAUGUUACUGUCAAUUUGGGAAAGCUCUUAUUCAGAGACGAGGUGAGAUAGCAUCUGAGAGACAAGUUGAUCCGGAAUCCAAUGCUGUCAUCGACUACAGCAUUAAGAUAGAAACGUCCGCCUAUGCUCUGCCGAAAGAUGGUUUACCAAGUAAUGAAAAAAAUUCCGAAUUGUCACUUCCUGAUCUCAGUUCAGGAAGUGAUAAGAAAAAUUCUGAGUUGUCACAUAUUAAUACUUCUAACGCAUCGGAGGAACAAACAUCUUCAAAAUCUGGACCUAAGACCUCUGAUUUCAAGCCCAUCACUUAUGAAGCCAAACCUGAUCCAGAAUUAAUUAUCAAAUCCGUGUUAGAGCAUUUCACAUACUUGAAAUUCCGAAAUAGUUUUAGGGGAAUUGAUAAUUAUAAUUUUGUAUCACCUCAGCCGUGGAGCUCACCAUGCCCUAUUUGCAAUGGAAAACAUGGGAAUUAUGGAUUACAUGGCGAAUGGUACCGCGAAAAUGGGAAUCAGCUCCCUUAUGAUCCCGAAUUAGCGAAGCUGUAUUUCCAAGAUAAGUUGGAAUAUUGUCUUACCUGCAACACUUCAAUUAAUAAACUCAAGUUCGUGAUCGUAGCAUAG